Molecule: messenger RNA, 3129 nt
Organism: Acanthopagrus latus (yellowfin seabream)
Lineage: Eukaryota; Metazoa; Chordata; Actinopteri; Spariformes; Sparidae
Exons: 3
Coding region: 368-772 (134 amino acids)
Molecular function (GO): 2 iron, 2 sulfur cluster binding; nitrite reductase [NAD(P)H] activity
Source: RefSeq, a predicted model, not a curated record
UUUUAGAGCAGUCGUGGCCGUUAAACUAUAAAUUAAAUCUGUGAGUUUAAUGAAGGGUGUCGGUGCUGCUUGUUUAUUAGGCGUGACGGGCGUUAAUGCAUGGAUGAGGAGCGGCCGUGCCCGGGCCGCACUGCUCCGCUCCGCGUGUGAUGAUGAUGACGAUGAUGAUGAUGAUGUCCCGGAUGGCUGACUGAGGAGCUGGCCGGGCUGCAGCUCAUCCCGCUCGGCCGACCGUCGCUUAACCGAGCAGGCCCCGGUGGUUAAUAUGGAACAUUCCCACAGACCAAUUGAUUCACACCGGCGGGGGGAGAAAGGGAGCCCUGUAGUAGCGGCAGAUUAGAAAAGCAGCUCAUUUCGCUGCUUCUUUAUGGCUUCUGGCUCCGGAGAUGACGAGGGGAACGCGGAAGGCGGCUUGUGGAGGCUCGUAGGCCCGGCCGCGGAGCUCUCCAGCAAGCGCUGCCGGCUGAUGUACUCCCCGCUCGGCCGCGGCUCCGACGUCUGCCUCUUCUACGUGAAGGGGGAGUUCUUUGCGAUGGAUGCUCGCUGCGCACAUUCCGGUGGCCCUCUGUGCGACGGGGACAUCGAGGAGGCCGAUGGGGUCCUGAAGGUCUUCUGCCCCUGGCACGACUACGACUUUGAGCUGAGAACCGGGAAGUCAGGCACCUCCUUACAGCAAAAGGUGUAUGAAGUCAAGCUGGAGGACGGCAACGUGUAUGUAAAACACACCACUCGUCUCUCCUUACAGCCUUUCCCUGCGGAUCCGAAGAGCUGAACAACCUCAUCUUCCAGCCCUGCGUGAGACGGCUGUGCUGUAUAGCGAAGCCCCACUCUGGCUAUUUUUAAGACUUGUUCCACAAACCCAAGCCAUCUGAAACAUUCCUAUGCCUUAUCUGUCCUUUUUUUUCGCAGACUGUUUCUACUUAGAUUGCUGUGGACUCAGGAUUAUAUCUGAUUGUCUGAAGAGGGCAUGACAUCAUUAAAUUGUUUCAGAGUUUUUCUUGCUGGCCUUCCAGGUGGAGACUCAUCACAGACACUGAGCACGAACAGCUCACGGCUGACUUUGUUCACACACCAGACAGAAGCUCGAUGCUGCUACAUAAAUACAGAACACUGACUUUUCUCAGCAGAUGUUAUGGAAAGGAUCAGCAUAUUUGAUUCUGGGCAGAGCAUAAGUUGUUUGCCCAUUUCAUUUUUGGGCAUUCAAAUGUUUAACUGAAACCCACUAACCACCAUCUGAAAGUGUUCUCAAACUCCUUCCUGCCAAUCUAUUGCCGGUCUUGUAUGCACUAGCAAGCAAAUAUUUGGUAUACAGAGAAUUCUCCCAAAUCCUGUCUCUAAUUGAAUGCAGAAUGAUCAUUUGCACAGCUCAAACCAUUAUUGCAGUGAGGGGAUGAAUGCUUGAAAUGAAUCCUUUGUGUUUUUGAGUAACGUUGGACGCCAUCAGAGUUAUUACAUUCAACCCAAUCAAGCAGAAUAAAUGUUGUAAGUACUGCAAAACAUCAAAGUUAAAACUGAAGUUCAGCUUUUGGUUUGUUAAGAUGAUUUUUCUAUUUCUUUCUGCUUAUGUUCAGGCACAAAAAAAACCCAUCUGGUUAGAUUUAAGACAAACUCACUGUUUAGCAUGAAAUACGUGUUCUGGUCACCACGACAAAUAGCUGGAAAAAAAGUUGUCUGGCAGUCAUCUGGAAUUGUCCGAGGUUUCCUUAAAAGCACCUGGUUUUAACGCCCAAAGCUUUGGAUGGGAAUGUCGCCAGGUUUCCUUAAAAAUAUCCAGUGGUGUGAUUCAAACUGCAGUCGGUUAUUUGGCAGCCUUGGUCGUAUCUGUGGCUUGCAAAAAACUUUAGCUGCUUACAUUAUAUCAUGGUGACCGAGCUGUUGCAUUAUAUAAUUUAAGACCUAAUCCAGUGAUUUUUUUUUUCCCUGAUGUCCAAACUGAUGGACAGAACUGAUACCUGUCACCUCUCCUGAAUAUAAAGCUUGCACUGAUUUUCAGCGUUGUAAAUUUGUAAUCAUGUCAUAGUGAACGUGUGCUGACAGUUGUCUUUUUAGCAACCGACAGCGAACUGGGCCUUGUGUUCUUUACUACCAAUAAUCCUCUUCCAUGUCUUUAACAAGCGUUACCUGAGGCCUCAAAUUGUCACAGAGUAGCAGUCACACUUGUUGAGUUGUGGCCUUUGGAUAAAUUUAGACUUUUAUUCCAGUGAUCUCACGCGACAGAAACUCCUUUUUUUUCAGAAUUUGUGCUUCUGGACAGUUUUUUAACCCACAUGUGGUUCCAGCAAGCAGAACACACAUGAAGGGCACUGCAAUUACCACCGGUGGCAGUCCGAGCAAAAGCCGUCUCCAUCAGCGUCUCUCUCCGUUGCUGGCCUGCGCACAGACAGGUUUGUCUGGUACUGACGCAAUGGGACUCAAAGGAAACGGUUAGCAAGGCGCCGGAGGGAAGGUUCACGACCUGAAAUGCACCAUUGACUCAAGAGAAAUGUGUUUUUCUAGCUUUAUGUGUGUGUGUGUGUGUGUGUGUGUGUGUGUGUGUGUGUGUGUGUGUGUGUGUGUGUGUGUGUGUGCACUGAUGCGAGUGUUUUCUUUAUUCCUCAGUGGUGAGCGCAGUCACUCACUAUAUUUUCUGUCAGCUACACUUCUGGCUGAGGCACAGAGAGCAGUCAUGAAAGUGUCAUUGACAGCGUGGCUCAACACGCUCAUUUUCCCUUCCCUGCUGCGCUCCCCGUCGUGCGACUUUAUUACACUAGUAAUUCUCAUCCCCUCGUGGCCGGGGGGGUAAUGGGCAGACACAAUGGAGAUGCAGCUAUUUGGUGUCCAUGUAAACAUAGUUCAAGAUUCUGCACAAGUCAGGAGAGGUUUCCUACACUUCUAUAUGCUGACAUUACAUUGAGCAUUCAUGUCAGCCUUUUGCUACGCGUCUCUUACUUUUAUUUCAUGUGUUUGAAUAUUUUUGAUACAUUUCGUUUCUUGUUUGUUGUGUGAAUUAUUUAUGGUAUGUUGAAAUGACUGCAUACACUUUAAUUUCAACCAGUUGUAUGUCACCAUUUUUAUUUAUUGUUGGGACUUAUGCAAGAUGUGAAAUUGUACCUGUAUUGUUUGAUUCACAAAUUAAAUUAUUGUAUGUAA